Messenger RNA from Pisolithus orientalis, 306 nucleotides. RefSeq lists its product as uncharacterized. Bases 1 to 306 code for a protein of 101 amino acids. The transcript is spliced from 3 exons. Lineage: Eukaryota; Fungi; Basidiomycota; Agaricomycetes; Boletales; Pisolithaceae. The record is from RefSeq and is a predicted model, not a curated record.
AUGGAGGCCAACGCUAAUCGUUCGACACUAAAGGGCCAGCGUCCGGCGGAGGACGCAGUCAAACCCAAGCCCGCUGCUCACCGUAGUGGCUCUCGCUACAAAGAAAAGUACCUCUCGCAUCACCCGAACAACCUGAAACCGUCUGCUCACACAGUUACAACGGCCAGGUACCAGACGCUCCGGGAGAAAUUCGAUCAGGUCAAUGCGCUACACGAGGAGUACGAAAAAGAACUAGAACUCGCCAGCGCCCGAAUAAAGAAGCUACAAGCUGAGAACGAGUACGUCUCUAGUCGUUUUGUGUCGUAA